Molecule: messenger RNA, 2229 nt
Organism: Arvicanthis niloticus (Nile rat)
Lineage: Eukaryota; Metazoa; Chordata; Mammalia; Rodentia; Muridae
Gene: Insc
Product: INSC spindle orientation adaptor protein
Biological process (GO): establishment of mitotic spindle orientation; regulation of asymmetric cell division; asymmetric cell division
Cellular component (GO): apical cortex
Molecular function (GO): cytoskeletal adaptor activity; protein binding
Source: RefSeq, a predicted model, not a curated record
GGCCUCUGUAAGAAAACCUGAAUCACUACAGCUCAGACUGUAGCCAUGAGGCGGCCCCCAGGGGAUGGAGACUCCACCGGAGAAGGCCCAGGCAACUGGGGCUUAUGGGGAGCCCAGGAGUCCAGGAGGCUGUGCUGUGUUGGUCCGGACCGCUGUGGACAGGCAUUGCUGCAGAUUGGGCUUAACAUGAUGGCACUGCCUGGAGACCACCACCUGGAUUCCAUUCCUCUGCAAGAGCAGAGGCUACACUUCAUGCAGGUGGACUCGGUUCAGCGAUGGAUGGAGGACCUGAAGCUCAUGACUGAGUGCGAGUGCAUGUGUGUCCUGCAGGCAAAGCCCAUCAGCCUGGAGGAAGACAUGCAAAGUGACCUUAUCCUAGCAGGUGGUCCUGGUCCAGGAGAUCCUCUACAGCUGCUCCUGAAGCGGGGCUGGGUCAUCAGCACAGAACUUCGAAGGAUCGGACAGAAGCUGGCCCAGAACCGCUGGGCACGUGUGCACAGCAUGAGUGUGCGUCUGACGUGCCAUGCACGCUCCAUGGUCAGCGAGUACAGCUCCAUCAGCAGGACAACCUCACAGGAAAUGGGCCAGGCGGAGAAGCUGCUCAUGGAGAAAUGCUCUGAGCUCUCUGUAGUCACGGAGAGGUGCCUCCAGGUGGAAAAUGAGCAUGUUCUGAAGUCAAUGAAGGCCUGUGUGAGUGAGACCCUGAGCAUGCUGGGCCAGCACUUUGGCCAGCUACUGGAACUUGCCCUCACACGGGAAGUGCAGGCACUUGUGAGAAAAAUUGAUACCUCAGACAAUAUCUACAUCAUGGAGUCUACCACGGGGAACCUGUUCAGCCUGACCCAGGAGGGGGCUCCUCUAUGCCGCAUCAUAGCCAAGGAAGGUGGGGUUGUAGCCCUCUUCAAGGUCUGCCGGCAGGACAGCUUCCGGUGCUUGUACCCCCAGGCACUCCGCACACUGGCCUCUAUCUGCUGUGUAGAAGAGGGUGUCCAUCAGCUGGAGAAGGUGGAUGGUAUCCUGUGCUUGGCAGACAUCUUGACUGAUGACAGCCACUCGGAGGCCACUCGAGCAGAGGCUGCAGCGGUGGUAGCCCAGGUUACCUCCCCACAUCUGUCCUUCUCCCAGCACCUCACUAGCUUUCUGGAGAACAUGGAAGAGAUUGUGACAGCCCUUAUCAAACUCUGCCAAGAGGCCUCAUCAGGGGAAGUCUUCCUGCUGGCCUCUGCGGCCCUUGCCAACAUCACCUUCUUUGACAAAAUGGCCUGUGAGAUGCUUCUGCAGUUGAAUGCAAUCCGUGUCCUCCUGGAAGCCUGUGGUGACAAGCAGAGAGUGGAUACACCUUAUACUCGGGACCAGAUUGUCACCAUCUUGGCAAACAUGUCUGUGUUGGAGCAGUGUGCCUCUGACAUCAUUCAGGAGAAUGGUGUCCAGCUCAUCAUGGGCAUGCUGUCUGAGAAGCCAAAGUCUGGGACGCCUGCAGAAGUGGCAGCCUGUGAAAGAGUACAGCAGAAAGCUGCAGUGACCCUGGCCCGCCUUUGCCGAGACCCAGAUGUGGCCCAGGAGGCCGUGCGGCUCAGCUGUAUGUCUCGCCUGAUUGAGCUCUGCAGAUCCCCCUCUGAGAGGAACAGUAGUGAUGCUGUCCUGGUGGCCUGCCUGGCUGCCCUGCGUCGGUUGGCUGGGGUCUGUCCCGAAGGCCUUCAGGACUCUGACUUCCAGCAGCUGGUCCAGCCUCGGCUUGUGGAUUCCUUCUUGCUGUGUAGCAAUAUGGAGGAGAGUUUUGUGUAGUGAGCAUGGGAAAGGAGGCACACUGUGUGCACGUCACAUGCUAGCUCUUCUCAGCCCCUUAUUUAUAUGUAAUUUAUUUUUUACAUGAAAUAGAAAGGGAAAUCUUUGUUAGUGAGUAGCUGGUCCUAGGGGAAUCCACCCCCCCCCUACACACACACACACACACACACACACACACACACACACCUCUGACUUCUGUGGCUAUGUAGGUACAGAAGUUGAAUUGUGUCAAGGCUAACAUGACAGGUUGUCACAGGUGACUCCCCUUCACGAUGCUUCCUCUCUCUCAGUAUAUUUUGCCUACUUAAAAAAACAAAACAAAAAAAGCCCAACUUUGAACCAGGGCAUUUUAACUGCCCAGCAUUUUUUAAAAGUUAGUUUUACUCUCUUCAGAAAUUUAAAGUGAAUUUUGCAUUUGGAAAGAUACACUGUAAGGAAUUGAUU